UGAAAACCGUGAGUUUCACAACCAUUUGUGUCAUGCAUGCAUCCUCCAAUGUCACGCCCAGCUCCCACUUAUCCGAAAAUUACAAUUUGGGAUUAAAUCUUAUUUCCCUUAAUUAUUUUUUAUCAAUGAAGAUUUCUUCCCCUCAUUUUUGAUCAUUAAUGGACCUUUCUCCUUCCCGCAGGAAGUCCUCCAAAUCAUUUAUGCAUGGCCGAAAAAUCUCCCUCACCGACGAAGACCUCCUCUACGAAGAGCAGCCCAUUCUCUCCGACCAUCGCCGCGACUCCACAGAAAUCAUCGUGAAGAUCGACAGCGACGACCCCUCCACCCCCUCCACCCCCAUCUUCGGGAACCCCGCCACCUUAGAUUUCUGGAAAGAUCAUGAAUCCCCCACGCAACCCCCGCGCUUCGACCUUCUAGAAGACCCCCCUUCCAAGCUCAUCAAUCAGUUCCUCAACAAACAAAAAGCCACCGGCGGCGAUUUUUGCCUCGACGUCGAUUUGGAGAUGGAAGAGCUCCGCAACGACCGCACCGCCACCGCCUCCUCCUCCUCCUCCUCCAACAACAACAACAACAGCAGCAACAGCAACAGUCGCAGCCUCCCCCCGCACACCGCCAAUCACGAUGACCGCGGCAAGAGCCGUCGCUACGAGGCCGCCACCUUCAGCAGCCACAUCAGCGCGGAGGAGCAGGAGAAAUACCGCAACGAAAUCAAUGAAUCCCCAAUCUCCUCCCCCUCCUCCUCCGACGAAGAUCGCGAUGACGGAAAUCGCAAUCGCCAGAGCACCUUAAAUCGUCGCCGAUCCAUGAACAACCCCACCGAUGUCGCCGCCGUUGCAGGCGAUGGACAGGUCCUAAAAUGUACGUCAUCUAUACAACGAAAUUACGGCAGAAUGAAGACUAAAUCCCGCCUCCUCGACCCGCCCGACGCCACACCGGACCGCCGCACCGACCUAAAAUCGGGGCAGCUCCGGUCCGAGAACAUCGGGCGGGCCUCCGGGAUGGUGACUCGACCCGGCGAAGACGAGGAGGAGGAUCCAUUGUUCGAUGAGGAUUUACCCGACGAAUAUAAAAGGACCAAAUUCAGUGCCUUAACCUUCAUCGAAUGGAUCAGCUUAAUCCUAAUAGUGACCGCACUAAUCUGCACGACCUCCAUCGAUAAGUGGAAGGUGAGAAAAUUCAGAGGUCUGCAUCUAUGGAAAUGGGAGGUUCUGAUCCUCGUAUUGAUCUGCGGGCGGCUGGUGUCCGGGUGGGGGAUUCGGAUCGUGGUCUUCUUCAUCGAGAGGAAUUUUUUCAUGAGGAAGAGGGUUUUGUAUUUCGUAUACGGGGUGAAGCGGUCGGUGCAGAACUGCAUCUGGUUAGGGUUAGUUCUAAUCGCGUGGCACUCGAUGUUCGAUCAGCGAGUGCAGGGGAACAACAAAUUCCUGUGGUAUGUGAACACGUUGCUGGUGUGCAUGAUCGUGGGGACACUAUUGUGGCUGGUGAAGACGCUGAUGGUGAAGGUGCUGGCAUCGUCGUUCCACGUCAGCACCUUCUUCGAUCGGAUACAGGAAUCGCUGUUCAACCAGAAGGUGAUCGAGGCGCUAUCAGGGCCGCCGCACAUCGAGAUCAAGAAGCAGCAAGAGGAGGAGGAGCGGACCAUGGCGGAGGUGUGGCGGUUGCAGAACGCCGGGGCGACGCUGCCGCCAGACCUGCGGCCGUCGGCGCUGCAGAAGAGCGGGAAGGUGAAUGGAGGGGGGCUACCGCCGAGGCCGAUGAAAGGGGUAAGCUUCAAGCUGUCGGGGCAGAUGGCGAAGAACAUGGAAUCGAAGAAUCUGGAGAGGAACAAGAGCCAGCACGAUGAUAAGGAGAUAGUGUCGAUGGAGAAUCUGCACAAGCUGAAUCACAAGAACGUGUCGGCGUGGAACAUGAAGAGGCUGAUGAAGGUGGUGAAGAAGGGGGUGCUAACUACGCUGGAUGAGCAGGUGCAGCACAGCACCGAGGGCGACGACGCAUCCACGCAGAUUAGGAGCGAGUGCGAGGCCAAGUGCGCCGCAAGGAAGAUCUUCCGCAAUGUCGCCAAGCCUAAAUCCAAGUACAUCUACCUCGAAGAUCUUAUGCGUUUCUUGCCGGAGCAAGACGCGUUGAAGACCUUGAACGCGGUGGAGGGCUCGACGGAGGCCGACAAGAUCAGCAAAGCAUCCCUCAAAAGUUGGGUGGUUAACGCCUUCAUAGAGCGAAGGGCGUUGGCCCUCACGCUCAACGACACGAAAACAGCAGUGGACAAGCUCCACCACAUGGUGAACGUGAUCGUGGGCCUGAUCAUCCUCGUUGUGUGCCUCGUGAUCCUUGAGAUCGCCACAAGCAAACUCCUGCUCUACAUCAGCUCUCAGAUAGUGGUCGUAGCCUUCAUAUUCGGCAACACCUGCAAGACCGUUUUCGAAGCCGUGAUCUUCGUGUUCGUGAUACACCCCUUUGACGUGGGGGAUCGUUGCGAGAUUGAUGGAGUCCAGAUGGUUGUUGAGGAGAUGAACAUUUUGACAACAGUCUUCUUGAGAUACGACAACUUGAAGAUCAUCUACCCAAACGUGACCCUUGCUACGAGGCCUAUUGGAAACUUCUACCGGAGCCCAGAUAUGGGUGAUUCCGUAGAUUUUGUUGUCCACAUUGGCACGCCAGUGGAGAAAAUCGCCCUCAUCAAGCAGAGGAUCAUAGCAUACAUUGAGAUCAAGAACGACUAUUGGUACCCUCAGCCGUCGGUAGUGGUGAUGAACAUUGAGCAGCUACAUAUGGUGAAGUUAUCAGUGUGGGUGAGACAUAAAAUGAACCAUCAAAACAUGGGAGAUAAGUGGAAGAGAAGGGCCCUUUUGGUUGAGGAGACGGUGAAGAUCCUAAAAGAGCUGGAUAUCGAGUAUCGUCUCUAUCCUAUUGACGUCAACGUUCGUGCAAUGCCGCCGAUCACCUCCACCAGAAUGCCGCCGGGGUGGUCUACUCCUUCUCCGGCGAGCUGAGAUUUUUUAUUUUUAUUUUCUUUUCCAUUUUUUAGGGUUGGAGAAGUAUGUAUGAAUGUAAUUAACCCAUUGUGGUGUAAAUGGUGAAAUGGAAAUAUUUGUCACUUGA
Molecule: messenger RNA, 3096 nt
Organism: Salvia miltiorrhiza (redroot sage)
Lineage: Eukaryota; Viridiplantae; Streptophyta; Magnoliopsida; Lamiales; Lamiaceae
Product: mechanosensitive ion channel protein 6-like
Exons: 5
Coding region: 159-2987 (942 amino acids)
Biological process (GO): transmembrane transport; monoatomic anion transport
Cellular component (GO): plasma membrane
Molecular function (GO): mechanosensitive monoatomic ion channel activity
Source: RefSeq, a predicted model, not a curated record